UCGUCUAAACGGAAUCAAGAACGAAAUAGGCAAUACAACUUUAUUCGUGAAAUGAACAAGAAUUUGUUGCCGUUCAAGUUCUGCCUGAUGGUCACAAUAAUGGCCCAUUGCCAAAAUAUUUUCAUCCCUGCAAAAUUAAUAGGAAAAGUUUAUUCAAAAGAUGUUUGUCCUGGAUUCUUGCAAAACGACCCUACAAUACCUUGUUGGGUUUUGAGUGGCAAAUGCUAUUGUUUUUCUACCGCAAAACGCCUUGAUUGGUCCAAUGCGGAUACAUUCUGCAGAGAAGAAAACAUGAACCUUCUUACUAUUGAAAAUUCCGAAGAAAAUCAGCUUAUCUACAAUCAAGUCAAAUCACUAUCACAAAUUCCCAGCGCUGAUUACUAUUGGACUUCGGGGAAAUAUUCAAACAAUCGAUGGGAAUGGUCGUCUACUGAACCGAUGGAUUACACGAAUUGGUAUUGGGGAGAACCAUCUAACAUCCAAAUUGGAAGCUUUGCCUUCAUCAAUUUCAAUUUUGACGACACUGGAUAUUGGUUCGAUGAAAUUGGAUCUAGCACUUAUAUCCUUUUCAUUUGCGAAUCCAUCGAUGAGGGCACAGCAGAGACAACAACUGAUGCAACCACGACUUUAUUAUCGUCGACUACCAAGGAUACUCUACCUACUACUGUUCAGAGAUCGACGACACUAACAACAGCCGAAACAGAAUAUACAACAUCACGAACUACACCUGGCUCAUAUGAUGGUUGCCUGCCAUUUGAAGAAUGGGGAAUGAUGUGUAAUUACUGGAACGAGACAUGCUAUUGUUUCACAGGGGCUUUCCUAUGGACGGAGGGUGAAGCGUUUUGCAAGAGCAAAAAUAUGACUCUUAUGGCUGUUGAAACAGAAGAGGAAGAUAGGAUGAUCUACCAAAACUGUAAAGGUCAUUGUCCCACUUACUUUUGGACUGCUGGAAGAUACUCCCCACUUAAUAAUCGCUGGGAAUGGGCAACCACCGAACCCUUUCCUCCUAUGAACCACACCAAUUUUUGUCAGGGUUACGGAGGAUCUCAUAGCGAACCUUAUUGUACAAUUUUUGAUCAACAGCAGAAUUAUGACACUGGGUAUUGGCGGACUCUUCCCUGCGACAUAACCAACUCACAUAACCCCGUGGCUUGUGAAAAAUAGAACAUAAAUAUGUUGAAACUUUAACGAACUUUAAAUAGAAUAGUUGAAUUACUCCUCUAGUAUUAUCUUCAUUUGAAAAAGCUUGAUUGCUGCAGUAAAACAUUAACUAGAAAAUGUUGUAAGAAAAUACAAACUCCGAGGUAGCACUGUA
This is a messenger RNA of Daphnia pulicaria, 1315 nucleotides long. Its product is annotated as macrophage mannose receptor 1-like. Gene Ontology annotation, molecular function: carbohydrate binding. Lineage: Eukaryota; Metazoa; Arthropoda; Branchiopoda; Diplostraca; Daphniidae. The coding region runs from base 52 to 1164 and encodes 370 amino acids. The record is from RefSeq and is a predicted model, not a curated record. The transcript is spliced from 7 exons. Gene Ontology annotation, cellular component: external side of plasma membrane. Gene Ontology annotation, biological process: biological process involved in interspecies interaction between organisms.